Molecule: messenger RNA, 1689 nt
Organism: Anoplophora glabripennis (Asian longhorned beetle)
Lineage: Eukaryota; Metazoa; Arthropoda; Insecta; Coleoptera; Cerambycidae
Product: gastrula zinc finger protein XlCGF57.1-like
Exons: 2
Coding region: 47-1612 (521 amino acids)
Biological process (GO): regulation of transcription by RNA polymerase II
Cellular component (GO): nucleus
Molecular function (GO): RNA polymerase II transcription regulatory region sequence-specific DNA binding; zinc ion binding; DNA-binding transcription factor activity, RNA polymerase II-specific
Source: RefSeq, a predicted model, not a curated record
UGUUUAAUUUUUAUGAAAGUUAAAAUUUUUUGUAUGUAAGGAAAGAAUGGCCGAGUCUGUAGUUUCAUAUGAAGAGUUUUCCAAGAUAUGUAGACUUUGUUUCAAUAAAGAGGAAUUACAAGCUGUGUUUGCCAUACCAGAAUUUGUACGAAAUUUAAAAAGCAUCACCAGCAUUAAAGUAACACCAAACGAUAAACUUCCAAAAUCCGUAUGUGCAGCAUGUAUCGAAAAGUUAGACUACAUUCGUUGCUUCAUUGAAACUUGCAGAAGUAACGAUGCUAUACUUAAAACUCUUUUAAUUCAAGAAAACGACAAAAGCCUUGAAACUAAGCUCAAUCCUGAUGAAAUUAAAACAGAACAGCACGAAGAAGAAAUUCAAGUAAAAGUAGAAAAUGAUGAAAACAAAGAAGGAAAUUUAAUCACCGUGAAAAUUCUCAAGGAUGAACAUCAUACACCUGAAAUUGCUGCACUGGAGAAAAAUCUCAAAGAUGAAAAAGAAAAAAUAUAUCCCUGCAAUGAAUGUGAAAAAGUGUUUGCUAGUUUGGUUUCCUUCAGGAGUCAUAUUAAAAGUCAUAGAAGGGAGAGCAGAGAUCAUCGGAUUACAAAGAAAAGGAAUGACAUGUGCAAGUGCAUAUACUGUAAUAAAUAUUUCACGAGAAAGAGCGACUUGCAGAGACAUCUGCGCAUUCACACGGGGAUGAAACUUUUCCCUUGCACUUUGUGCAAUAAGAAAUUUACCCAAAAGAAUUCACUCGAGCGCCACAAUUUUCUUCAUAAUGGAAAAUUCGCAUGUUCAACUUGCAACAAGCCUUUUACCCGUGAGAGCCACUUGGAAAACCACAUAAAGACCCACGACGAAAAGAUUAUAAACCCAGAGUUCAGCAGCAGCUUGGAUUCUCUAACGUGCAGCUUCUGUGGAAAAACAUUUAGUUCUAAAAGAUACCUGAUGGGUCACAUGCGUGUACAUGCCGGAGCAAAGGACUACGAAUGUGACGUAUGUCACAAAAUAUUCCCUGUAAAAAGUGCUUUAAAACGUCACUGUCUCAGCCAUACAGAAAUAAAAGAGUUCAAGUGUGACCAGUGCGAUGCAGCCUUUAAUUUAAACACGUUGUUACAACGACAUAAGAAAGUCCAUGACGAAAAUUCCGAAGAAAAACGCAGACUCACCUGCUCGGAGUGCGGCAAAUAUUUCCUCUUUCCCAGCCACUUACGAAGGCAUGCAGCCAUACACGACGUCAACCAAAAACCAAUAGUUCCUAGACCAAAAUCGCGAGUGAAAACACCAGGCAGGUUCUUGUGUUCUUUUUGCGGUAAGCAGUUUACGCAGGUGUCCAAUUUGAGCGUGCAUGUCCGUACCCAUACCGGGGAACGGUUCAAAUGCGAGAUUUGCGGUGGUACCUAUUUGACAAAAGACUCUCUGAAGACUCAUCAGAUGGCUCAUAGGGGGGAGAAACCCUAUCCUUGCCCCUACUGCGGCAAACGGUUCCGUAGGCCCAGUUUUUACAGACAUCUUUUGAUUCAUAAGGGCAUACGACGGUUUAAGUGUGAUAUUUGUGAAAAAACUUUCAUUCGAAAGGAUCAGUUGAGCCAGCAUCUAAGGAUACAUACCUGAAGAAAGAACAUAUGAUUUUCUAUAUUUAUUCCAUGUUUUGUUUAUUGAAAAUUUUGUUGGCUUAUGAAAAAUUUGUG